Molecule: messenger RNA, 618 nt
Organism: Prunus armeniaca (apricot)
Lineage: Eukaryota; Viridiplantae; Streptophyta; Magnoliopsida; Rosales; Rosaceae
Source: the annotation of a GenBank genome assembly
AUGUUAGCCAUCACUAAGAUUUUGAGGUUUGAGAAAUUAAUACAAAACCCGGUUUGUCUGUUCCGGAGUUUGCCCAAGGCCCCAAUUCCAGUGACAUGGGAAAAACCCAAAAUUGGCUGGACAAAACUGAACUUUGAUGGAUCUUCUAAAGGCAAAGCAGGAAAAGCCAGCAUUGGAGGGCUAUUUAGAAAUCAUAAGGCUGACUUCUUACUUGGCUAUGCUGAACCUAUAGGAAGAGCCAAUAGCAUUAUUGCAGAACUGGCUGCACUCAGAAGAGGCCUUGAGUUGGUACUGGAAAAUGGUUGGAGCGAUGUGUGGCUCGAAGGGGAUGCAAAGACGUUGCUUCAAAUCAUCGCACAAAGGAGACAGAUUCGAUGUGCAGAAGCGCAAAGGUAUAUUAGUCACAUAAACUUGAUCAUACCAGAGAUCAACAACUGCAUCUUGACUCAUAUUUACAGAGAAGGCAACAGAGCGGCUGAUAAGUUUGCUCAAAUGGGACAUUUGUGUGGAAAGCCUCAAGUUUGGCAACACAUUCCGCCUAAUCAAGUUUUAUCCAUCAUGCAUGAAGAUGCUGAGGGUUGUUGGCUUGUAAUUUCAAAGCAUCAGUUUCACCUAUAA